This is a messenger RNA of Monascus purpureus, 5029 nucleotides long. NCBI's taxonomy places the organism in Eukaryota, Fungi, Ascomycota, Eurotiomycetes, Eurotiales, Aspergillaceae. The record is from the annotation of a GenBank genome assembly.
CGACGCUCAAAGUGAAGUUUCUCGCAGAGUUUCGCAGUCUGCUGUUUUUCAAUCCCUUUGUCAACUGUAUGAUGGCACGAUAGGUUCUUUUUGCUACUGCGAUCCGGAAAUUUCGAGUUUCAAGAAUGACAAAAGCUACACUGAAGACGACCUUUGAGGCGUCUCGAACCAUUCGUCCUUUAUACACCGGAGGAAGCACUGCCCUUGAUGCCAGUGGCCGUUUACUGGUGACUUGCUUGGGCGAGGACGCCCUGAUAGUGGAUUUGGAGAGGGGUGAUCAACUUGCCAGUCUGGAAGGAGAUGGAGAGAUAAUUACUAGUUUGGCGAUUACCCCUUCGGCAUCGCAUGUAAUUGUUUGUUCACGCUCCAUGAGCGCGCGAAUAUACUCAUUAACGCCUCUUGACGAAUCCUUGCGCACUAUCAAAGCAGAACUCGUAAGAACGUUCAAACCGCACACAGCACCUGUCGUGACUACCGCAGUUGAUUCUACUGGGACGUUGCUAGCAACCGGAGCUGCAGACGGGUCCAUAAAAGUUUGGGAUAUCAGGGGCGGAUAUGUUACGCAUACCUUCCACGGCCAUGGCGGCGUGGUAUCAGCAUUGUGCUUCUUCGAAGUCAAUGCACAGGAUGGGGAUAAUCAGCAAUCUUCAAAAAGGAAAUCGUCGAAGAGGAAAUACCGACAUGAUGAGGAAGAAGAAGCGGAAGAUACUGUCUCCACUGAAGGAACUUCUGUCGCGGGAUUUCGGCUUGCUUCCGGCAGCGAAGAUGGAAAAGUACGAGUAUGGGAUCUACAUAAACGGAAGUCUAUUGCAUCUCUCGAGUCCCAUGUAUCUGUUGUGCGGGACUUAUCCUAUUCUCCAUCAGAGAAUGCGUUGCUUUCCGCCAGCCGGGACAAAACCGUCAUUGUGUGGGACGUGCGGACAUGGAAGACUCGCAGGAUCAUUCCUAUCAUUGAGAGCGUCGAAGCGGCCGCCUUUGUCACUAGUAAUGGUUUGUGUGUUAUCGGCGGCGAAAAUGGCAAGCUUCGUGUGUGGGACUGCAAUAGGGGGAGCGAGGUGACCAAGGAGCAAGAACCGGGUCCUGAGUUUGAGACUGUCAUGGCAAUCCAUUACCAUCCUGGCCUGCAGUUUGCGAUUACUGUUCACGCCGACCAGACUCUCAGACUUCACUCUCUAGAAUCUUUGGCGGAUUACAAACCUGGGUCCCCCCUUGACCCUUUGCCAGUCAUCAGGCGCAUAUCGGGCAAUGACGACGAGAUUAUCGAUUUGGCAUAUGUCGGACCUGAUCGAUCGAAGCUUGCCUUGGCAACUAAUUCGGAAUCCAUUAGGAUUGUGUCGGUAGGGCCAUUAGAUGACGGAACGUCCGACCAAAGCAAUGAUGAUUUCUUCGGGGCGGAUGUUGCUCACUUAGAAGGCCACGGCGACAUCAUCAUUUGUAUUGAUAUCGACUGGUCGGGCCAUUGGCUGGCGACAGGUGCGAAGGACAACACUGCACGCCUUUGGCGUUUGGAUCCGACGAACUCCUCAUACACUUGCUAUGCCGUUUUCACGGGCCAUGCAGAGUCUCUGGGAGCAAUCAGUUUCCCACGAGUACCGCCACCAUCUAGCACUUCUGCAUAUACCGAUCCAUUAAACCACCCCCCAGCCUUCUUGCUGACCGGCUCCCAAGAUCGCACCGUCAAGCGAUGGGAUACAGGCAAGUUGACAUCAUCUCAAACAUCCAAACUACACUCCCCUAAGGCAGUAUUUACCCGGAAGGCUCACGAGAAGGAUAUCAAUGCUUUGGAUGUAAACCCUUCAUCUACCCUUUUUGCCUCGGCCUCUCAGGACCGUACAGUGAAGAUUUGGUCAACUGAGGACGGUUCAGUAGUGGGAAUUCUCCGUGGCCAUAGGAGGGGCGUGUGGUCUGUCCGUUUCUCUCCUCAAGACACUCCUGUCAUCAGCUCCCAAGCCAAGAGCAGCACAAAUAGGGGACUGAUUGCGACGGGCUCUGGCGACAAAACGGUGAAGAUUUGGAGUUUAUCGGAUUAUAGCUGCCUCCUCACUUUCGAGGGACAUACCAACAGCGUCCUCAAAGUACUCUGGCUCCCACCUUCCGACUUAUCAGUCCCCGAGAAUGGAGAUGAUGGGGAGGAUGCAACAGGAGUGGCCCGCAAAGCUGCCGCGCAAGGUCGUCCUCUUGUUGCUUCCGCUGCCGCCGAUGGGUUAGUAAAGAUCUGGUCUCCAUACACGGGUGAGCUUGAGACAACACUCGAUAAUCAUACGGAUAGAGUGUGGGCUCUAGCCAGUCCUACGCCAUCUGGCUGUCGUGGCGACGUGAAACCUUCACCCUCAAGGAUCUAUACACCUUAUGCUCUUGUCUCCGGGUCCGCCGACUCAACCGUCACUUUCUGGACCGAUACCACAUCCGCCACGUACUCUGCAGCAGUAAACGCGAACACCGAACGCAUCGAACAAGACCAGCAGCUGCAGAAUUACAUCCGAGCAGGAGCAUAUCGCGAGGCCAUAACGUUGGCUCUUCAACUUAACCAUCCAGCCCGACUGCUCUCCCUCUUCACGGCUGCGAUUGACGCCGCUGACGAUCCAACCUCGGAUUUGGAUCCCGCCAUCCGCCAGAACAGCUUGACCGGUAACCCAUCCAUCGAUGAGGUUCUCCAGACCUUAGACCCUGAGAACCUCCGCACUCUUCUCCUCCGCCUCCGCGACUGGAACACGAACGCGCGCACAUCCCACGUUGCCCAACGGAUUCUUUUUGCCCUGUUCAGAUCCUAUCCUGCAUCAACCUUUAUUGAGCUCGCGCCUGCUAGUAUCGUGAACCACGGCAAGAAUAGCCGUGUCGCCGCUAGUAUGAAGGAUAUUCUGCACGGUUUGGCUGCGUACACGGAGCGGCAUUACCGCCGAGUCGAGGAGCUUGCUGAUGAGAGUUUCCUUGUUGAAUGGGUGCUAGGAGAGAUGGAUGGGGGAGUCGGCCUUGGAGCGCUGGGAGUUGGUGUGAACGGAGAGACUAUAGAAGAUGUUAAUGGCGAUAUACCAGAACAUGAGAAGGAUAUAAUAAUUCUGGGAGCAUAGUUGGGAAUCAAUCUUAUGGAUGUGGAUUGGAUCUGUACAGACGAGGAUUAAUGCCCUCUUCUGUAUCUCUUUUAUGUGUUUCGGGCAUAUACUGUUGCAUUUUUGAGGAGUAUUUAUUAUAUGUAUGGGACGGAGGAUAUGAAAAGCUUUUCAGUUAGAUAUGGAAGUAUUGUUUUGUUCUUAUUUUAUUCAUCUUUGGAAGAUGUUCCCUGCGUUUCAUUAGAUCGACUAUAUGUCUACUUCCUCCUUUAAGGGGUCCAUCCAAAGCAAUCAUGAUAUAGCCGAUCGAGUGCAUCGUUGCUUCUUACUACCGUGCUCUUGAAGAGGUCUCCAGAGAGCGGUUUAUCAUCUGCUCAUCCUUCACCUAUAAUCAUCUCUCCGACGAGAAAUACGAUCACGAUCACUAUCCCGAUGACGGUCAUACCGCGAGGACGAAUGCCUUGAGCUGUGGUAGUCUUCGUCCCUGUGUCUAUGACUCCUUUCCCUAUCCCUAUCCCUAUCCUUAUCGCGGUCGCGGUCACGGUAAUAUCGAUCACCUCUCCCGUCUGCCUCGCCAUCAUCAUAUCUUCUGCGUCUCGAAUCCCAGCUGCUCGAGGAGAUACUUCGAUCUCGUCGUGAAGAUCCGUGUCUUCGUCUCCCAUGGCGAUCACUAUCGUCACGGCCAUUCUCAUAGUCGCGUCUCCGAUACUCACGGUCACGAUCCCUGUCUCUAUCGCGUCCGCUCUUCUCCAGAUUCCGAUCCCGUCUUUCCCUCCAAUCAUCCUCAUCCUUCUUCUUCAUCUUAGCUUCUUUCUGAAGCUCCGCGAGUUCUUCUUCCGUGAUAUAUUCUCCCGUCCGUUUGUUUCGCAUAAGAACUGGCAUGUAGACUCCUGUAGACUUCUCCCCGUCUUUCCCGCUCUUCCUAGACGACUUGCGCAUCGCUGCCUUUCCCCAGGCACCGAUUUCUGCCUCUGCCCCCUUGCUCCCAGAGAGUUCCUUCGCACCUAUCCCGAGAAAGCCAGAUCGACGCUCAGGAAUGCGAGGUUGAUUCGCUCUAUCGCUCGGCGCGGAUGAGUUGUAUCUACCCCUCCCAACCGCUUGGCCUUCCUUCCAGCCCAUCCCCCGCAGCAGGGCCGCGCCAAACUCCUCAACUGGUAUCUCAUUGUAGGCGUCCAGGGUCGCAGGGUCAGGACGUGAGGCGAUGUCGGCACGAAAUGAGCUCGUCUCGUCAUAGUGCGCCACAUAGUCAUCUCUCUCUCUGUUAACGGGUGGCUUUGCGGAUUCGAUCACAAGGUCUGUUCUGUGUUCUGCGUCUCCUCGACUUUCCCUGACAAGAGCCUGUAAUGCAAUUUCAUCCUCCGUAAGCACCUUCUGCCCUUCGCCUGGAGCAGGCAAAAGCGGUUCCGCUUCUUUCACAUGCUGGUCUCCAUUAUUUUCGGCUGUGUCCUGCGUUGCGGGCUUUGAAGCAUAACUGAGUCCAUACGACAUGCUAGGGCCGCAUGUCUCGUCGCCUUCGAUGGGUUUCCCACUCUUCUCUGCCUCCCGUAGCGCUUGUACCUCUUUCGGUAAUAGAUUCUUCCCUCUCGGUCUUCGGAUAUUAACCCCAGGGCGAUUGCGCCAGUCAUUUGUGCUUGUCACUGGUAUGACCAGUUCGCGCUUGCUUUUGGAGUCAUGGCUGUUCGCGGUAAUAGCAUUGCCAGUCUGACUGUCAAAGCCCGUCACCUCCUCAUGAGCUGGGACACUUUCUUCCUCCUCAGACUCAUCAUCCUGUCGAAAUUGACGCGGUCGCCGGCCUAGUGUACGGUUGGGUAUUUCGAAGGCGCGGGUGGAAGAUUGUAGAUUGAAAGAGGCCAUGUUCAGCGGCGUACCAUUGGGCGCAGGAGCUUUGUGCUGAAUUUGAGGCUUUUGCUUUCGUACCAACAAAGAAUGAAUAAAAGAAGAUAUAUACCCCAGACCAGCUGGUGAUUUAUCUUUUCCCCCCA